Messenger RNA from Knipowitschia caucasica, 699 nucleotides. Lineage: Eukaryota; Metazoa; Chordata; Actinopteri; Gobiiformes; Gobiidae. The record is from the annotation of a GenBank genome assembly.
AUGCCUGAGCUUUUGCCCGCGCUAGAAGCCGCUAAAAUCUAUCACACAAACUAUGUCCGUAAUGCGCGUGCCAUCGGCGUGAUGUGGGCAGUAUUCACGAUCUGCUUCGCCAUCAUCGAGAUGGUGGUCUUUAUUCAGCCGUACUGGAUCGGGGACAGCGUGGACACGCCUCAGGCCGGGUACUUCGGACUGUUUCAUUACUGUAUCGGGAAUGCGCUCACCUCGGAGCUCACCUGCAAAGGGAGCGUGCUGGAUUUCGCCUCCAUCCCGUCCCCGGCCUUCAGGACCGCCAUGUUCUUCGUGGGCUCCUCCAUGCUGCUGGUGGUGGGAACCAUGGUGGGAUUCAGCAUGUUCUUCUUCUUGAACGCUGGAAAUGUGUACAAGAUCUGUGCGUGGAUGCAACUGGCCUCAGCGGUGUUGAUGGUGAUGGGCUGCAUGAUCUACCCGGAUGGAUGGGACUCAGAGGAGGUGAAGCGUAUGUGUGGACAGAGGACAGACAAAUACUCUCUGGGAAACUGCACAGUGCGCUGGGCCUAUAUCUUGGCUAUCAUCUGCAUCUUGGACGCUCUACUGCUGGCCUUCCUCUCCUUCACUCUGGGCAACCGGCAGGACAAGCUUCUGCCCGACGACUUCGAGAUCGAGGGGGCAGGUCAGUGUAGUCAAUUCUUCCAACAGCCUCAGAAUAGCUGUGCAUUGUAG